AUGGUUACAAAAAAAGGUGAACAUUAUUGGUGCCCGUCCAGUGUAAUUGAUGUUCGUCUUCGUCCAGACUCACCUGUUGUACUUAGUGUUGAUUAUUUGCAACCAUUUACACUCAUUAAACAAUUUACCUGGACUGAACUUAAUACUUAUUGGGCGAAAACUAACCUUUCUAAGCUGAACUUUUCAACUGCAUUACAGUUUCCAGAUUUUCCUCUCUUUGAAAGCUUAAAUCCUUCACUUCGACAAUGGACAAUCUCACCCAAAGAUCCUGGUAUGUGGUAUUUACUAUCUGUUCAUGAACGACUGUUUUCAAACAUAAGCCAUCCGCAUGAUAAUUGGUGGCUUAAAGAAUACCCAAACGCCUCCUAUAGGCUGCAAAAUUUCCUCCCUAAUUCAUCCAAUGAAGUGUGGACUUUUGUCGACAUGUUGCAACAUAAUGAACAACGUGUGUUUCAACCAUGUUCGAAACUGCAUUUGCCUGAGCGACAGAUGAUGAACUCUGAAAACUCAAGGCGAGUUUACAAGCCACUUCGAUUCUUAAUUUUGUCUAUGUCAACUGAUAAAACUAUUGGGCGCAGUUUCAGUCGUUUUGCAGCUAUUCGUACAGCAUACAGCAAACGUUUCAAUUACACUUUCGAAUUAAACUUCAUUCAACCUAAGUCACGUAUUGUUCAUUACCGUAAAAUUGAAGUUCUCAUAAAUUAUUACAGAAAGUAUUCGCAUACUGAUACGUUCGACUAUCUUUUCUGGAUGGAUUGGGAUACGUGCAUCAUGAACGGGACAGUACCUCUUGACUCAUUUAUUCCUACUUCGCUACCAGAUAUAAUCAUGACUGAUCAUAAUCAACCAAUCAAUAACGGUGUAUUUUUUUUGCGCUUGAGAGACGUCCCACGCGUAGGCCGUUUUCUCCAGUUUUGGCAAAGGCAAAGUCUGUUGGCUAAUUGGGAUUGGCAGGACAAUGGAUCCAUGUUUCCAAGCCUUAUAGUAUACUUAGUUAGAGAACCUAACUAUAACAAUGAGUGUGGUACUGGUCAUACAUUGACCUGUUUCAUAGAACAAAUUCUAUCUGUGAAGUACCGACUACCUUAUGGGAGGAGGUUUUCACAGUAUUUAUAUUGUAUACCAGCACCUCUCGGUUUUAACAACCAUCAUUUUACUGAGGGUAAUAUCAAUAACUGGCACCCAAGUACGACAUAUUAUCCAGAUAAAGGAAUGUUUGUUAUUCAUACUAAAGAUGAAAAUACAUGGGCGAGUCUCUCAGAAAAAAUUAAUGGAUGGCAUAUGGACAAUAUUUCUAGUCUGCCAUGGGUGAAUUUUAGACCUGAUACCAUACAGUUAGGAACUUUAUCAUCUACAACAUCAAUGACGUAUAUGAGAUUUCGAUACACAUCUCAUUAACCAGAAAAACCUUGAUCUUUAGUGUGAGUGCGGAUGUGAGGAAUAGUGUGAGUUUGUGCGGAUUUGUGUCAACAUCGUGUCCAUGAGAAAGAAAAUGGUGGGUGUGGAUGUGAGCAUGAGUCUGGACAUGAGAGUACCUUGAAAAUGGAUGAAGAUUUACAUUUGUGUGUUUCGUUUUUGAUGUGGGUACGCGUGUCAAUAAGGGAGAUCGCUUGAUCUUAUAUGUAGAUAUUACUGAAUGGAUGUCUGCACUCUGAAAAAAAGGGUACUGUACGGAACCUUUUUUGCAGCGAAAUCGAAACGUUUUUCAAGGUUUCGUCAAAAUCCAAUAGAGGUUCAAAAUGAUUGUCAAAGAGUGUGGAUGUGAGCGUGGCGGGUGUGGAUGUGGAUGUGGCUGUGGUUGUGGCUGUGGCUGUGGCUGUGGGUGCGGGUAUGAGUGUGGAUGUGGAUCUUCUCUACACAAAAACCCACACACACCCGCACCCACACCCUGUAAUCAUAUUUCAAAAUGAAAACCUUCCAUAUUUUACGUAUCUAAAGCAUCUGUAUUCCGAUGAUGAAAAAUGUUCCAUAACAAGUUGUUGAAUAAGAUAGAGGAAGAAUUUUUUUUCAAAAGAAAAACAAACUACAAGAUAUCACAUAAGAAUUGAGUUAGAUUCAGAUGAGAGUAUUUUAAUGAAUAUGAUAUUGGUUCAUGAAUUGUUAAACUGUAAUCCACUUCAUUGAAAUUCCAGUUGAAGUUCUUAUAUUAUCGGCUUCUUAUCUAUAAUCUUGUUUAUCAAUAACAACUUGAAACUAUAGAAAAUAUUAAAUUAUUUGCAAAAAGGUAUUAUUUCCCAUUGUCUCAUGGAAUUUCUCAAUGAAAUAUUCGUAUUUCAGAUAAAAUAAUACUGUGAAACUCCCAGGUCAAACGACCCCAGUCGGAUCUCGCCAGUUCGGAAUAAUUUCGGUCGGAUCCGGUCCUAUAUUUGUCGGAUAUCCAUCAACCGGAUUCCGGUCCAGAUUUCAUCGGAAUUCGACGAAACGUGACAAAAUCCGACCUGAUCCGGCCCGAAUUUCAUCGUGUUCCGUCGAAUUCCGAUGAAAUCCGGCUGAUGGGAAUCCGACAAAAACCUUGUCGGAUCCGAUCGGUUUUUUAUGAAAGAUGUCGGAUUCCGAUGAAAUCCGAGGCGGAUCCGAUCGUUUUCGAUCGAAUCUACAGGUCGGAUUGAAUCUCCUGAGAGCUCUCGAUAAGUUCAUACUGAAGUAUUAUUAUGCAAUAAACAAUACUGAAUUUUAUUUGUUUUUCAUUAUCACUUACUAACUUUUUUUCAUGUUCUUAUAAUAAACACAUCUUUGUAACUAUUAGUAUUAUUAAUUCAAAAGAACCAUCAUCAUUUAUGUACAUUUGGGCCAUUUUUGUAGAAGCAACAAGAAAAGCACACUAAAAUGCACCGUGUUGAAAAAAGAAAUCGAAUAAAUCAUCAUUGAAAACUUCGAUAUCACUAGACAAACCAUAUAUGGGUGUAGGUGUGGGGCGCGUAUAGGUGUACUUUGUCAGGUCGCACUCACAUCCAUUUAACAGUUAAUUUUAAAAUUAAGUUUUCUAAAAAUCAUUUAGUCACUUAACACUUAAUAUUAAAAUUAAGUGAUUCAAUUAACACU
Molecule: messenger RNA, 3042 nt
Organism: Rotaria sp. Silwood1
Lineage: Eukaryota; Metazoa; Rotifera; Eurotatoria; Philodinida; Philodinidae
Source: the annotation of a GenBank genome assembly